CUUUUCGUCUUCCAAAGAUCGUCGCAUUCAAGAAGCAAGGAGACCAGACCAAAACCAGUGUCGAGCGCGCCCAAACCCCAAACGCCAAACCCCCGCCUCAAAAACCACCCAAAGCGAAGCGCAGCGGCAGAGGCAGAGCACCACCACCUUACCCGAGGAGACGAGCCGCAGCAGCGAGCAAAGCAGAGCCCCGCCCCCCACCUUGCUUCAUCUCAUCGAUUGCGAUGAUGGAGAUUCCACCACGCGCGCCUGCAUCCUCCUUCCCCGUAUAGCCCCCCUCUCCUAUCCUACCUCGCUUCAUUCCCCAAAUCAGCAGCAGCAAGAACCUCCCUCCUCUGUUCUCCGACCAAGUUUGAAUCUUCCCGACAAAGAAUCGAUUGGUUGCAGUAGCUCCGGAGCGGGGAGAUGGCGAAGGCGGAGAAGCUGGUGGUGGAGGUGGUGGCGGCGCACAACCUGAUGCCCAAGGACGGGCAGGGCUCCUCCUCGCCCUACGUGGAGGUGGAGUUCGACCACCAGAAGCGCCGCACCAGGCCCAGGCCCAAGGACCUCAACCCCGUCUGGAACGAGCGCCUCCUCUUCCCCCUCGCCGACCCCGACGACCUCCCCUACCGCGCCAUCGACGUCGCCGUCUACAACGACCGCGCAUCCUCCGCCUCCGCCUCCGCCGGCAACGGCCGCAACUUCCUCGGCAAGGUCCGCGUCCCGGCUGCCGGCGUGCCGGCUCCCGGGGAGCCCGUCGUGCCGCAGCUCUUCACGCUCGAGAAGCGCAGCCUCUUCUCCCACAUCCGCGGCGAGAUCACCCUCAAGAUUUACCGCACCGGCGCCGGGGCCGGGGAGAUGGUCGCCAAGGCGAGCAAGCAGGAGAAGCAGGCCAAGGCGCCAGAGGUCGUGGCCGCGCCGCCUCUGUCGGGGAACAGGAAGCAGCAGCAGCAGCACAACCAGCAGCAUAACCAGCAGCCGGUGGUGCCCGUGCGGCCGCACCAUCCGCCGCCGCAGCAGCAGCAGCAGCCACAGGCGCCCAUGGACAUGAUGCCGCACCCGCAGCCGGCGCCCAUGAAGCCGGUAAUGCUCUCCGACCACUACCCCGCCCCGCCCUUCUUCUCCGGCCCCGCCGACUUCGCCCUCAAGGAGACGCGGCCCAGCCUCGGCGGCGGCCUGACAGCCGACAAGGCGAGCGCGACCUACGACCUGGUGGAGCAGAUGCAGUACCUGUACGUGCGCGUGGUGCGCGCGCGCGGCGCGGCGGCGCAGGGCGGGGAGGCCGUCGUGGCCGAGGUCAAGCUCGGGAACUACCGCGGCGUGACGCCCGCCGCGGCCGGGCAGCACCAGUCGUGGGACCAGGUCUUCGCCUUCUCCAAGGAGACCAUCCAGUCCUCGUUCGUCGAGAUCUUCGUGCGCGCCCGCGGCGGCGGCGGCGACGACCACCUCGGCCGCCUCUGGUUCGACCUCUCCGAGGUUCCCCGCCGCGCGCCGCCCGACAGCACGCUGGCGCCGCAGUGGUACGCCAUGGAGGACCGCAAGGGCGAGCGCGGCGGCGUGGAGGUCAUGGUCGCCGUGUGGUACGGCACCCAGGCCGACGAGGCGUUCGGGGAGGCCUGGCAUUCCAGGGCCGCCGCCGUGCAGGGCCACGGCCCCCUGGGAUCCAUCAAGUCCAAGGUCUACGUCGCGCCCAAGCUCUGGUACCUUCGGGUGUCCGUCAUCGAGGCGCAGGACCUGCUCCCCAUGGACAAGCAGGGGCUCAUGGGGAUGGGCAGGUACCCGGAGCUCUUCGUGCGCGCGCAGAUUGGGAGCCAGAUGCUGCGGACACGGCCGUCGCCGGUCAUGGCGAACCGGGGGCCGUCCAGCCCGUUCUGGAACGAAGACCUCAUGUUUGUGGUUGCUGAGCCGUUUGAGGAGUUCUUGGUGCUGUCGCUGGAGGAUCAUGUGUCACCUGGAAGGGACGACGUUCUCGGCCGCCUCGUCCUUCCGGUGUCCGCCAUUGAGAGGCGCUGGGACGAGAAGCUUGUUGUCUCCAGGUGGUUUGGGCUGGACCGUAGCACUGGUGCUGGCAAUGUCGCCGCCAACAACCCCAACAGGUUCGGGAGCCGGGUGCAUCUCCGGCUAAGUCUCGAUGGCGGCUACCAUGUUCUGGAUGAAGCAACGGCGUAUAGCAGCGAUCUCAGGCCGACGGCGAAGCAGCUGUGGCACCCGCAUGUUGGCGUGCUCGAGCUUGGCGUGCUUGGAGCUAGUGGACUGAUACCGAUGAAGGCUGGCAAUGGCAGGGGUGCGACGGCAGAUUCGUACUGCGUUGCAAAGUAUGGGCAGAAGUGGAUCCGCACUCGAACCGUCGUCGACUCGGUGUGCCCCCGGUGGAACGAGCAGUACACCUGGGAGGUGUUCGACCCCUGCACCGUGAUCACCGUCGGCGUGUUUGACAACUGCCAUGUCGACAAGCCGGCAUCAGGGAACACCACGGUUGCUGUCCGUGACAACUGCAUCGGCAAGGUCCGCAUCAGGCUCUCGACAUUGGAGACGGACAGGGUGUACACCCACGCUUACCCGCUCCUCAUGCUGCAUCCGUCGGGGGUGAAGAAGAUGGGGGAGCUCCACCUAGCCGUGCGCUUCGGGUGCGGCAAUGCGGGCAACAUGUACCAUGCCUAUGUCCGCCCGCUGCUGCCCAAGAUGCACUAUGUGGAGCCGCUGCUUGUGCGCCAGGUCGAGAGCCUGCGGUUCCAGGCCACGAGCGUCGUUGCUGCCCGGCUUGGCCGCACCGAGCCGCCUCUUGGCAAGGAGGUUGUGGAGUACAUGCUGGAUCACCGCUCGCAUCUGUGGAGCAUGCGGCGCAGCAAGGCCAACUUCUUCCGCCUCGUCGCCGUGCUCUCUGGUCUGAUCGCCGUCGGCAGGUGGUUCGAGCUGGUUCGCUCGUGGCAGCACCCGGUGCACUCUUGCGUCGCCGUGUUCACGUUCCUGGUGUUCGUCCUCAUGCCGGAGCUGAUCCUGCCGACGGCGUUCCUGGUGAUGGCGUUCACCGGGCUGUGGAGGUACCGUGUCCGUCCCAGGAACCCGCCUCACAUGGAUAUGCGGCUGUCUCAUGCAGACGCGGCCACCGUGGACGAGCUGGACGAGGAGUUCGACACCUUCCCUUCCAGCCGCGGCGACGUCGUCCGCUUCAGGUACGACCGCCUCCGCAGCGUGGCGGGGAGGGUGCAGACGGUGGUCGGCGACAUCGCGACGCAGGGCGAGCGGAUGCAGGCCGUCCUCAGCUGGCGCGACCCGAGGGCGACGCUGCUCUUCUCCAUCGCCUGCGUCGCUGCUGCGGUCGUCGCCUACGCCGUGCCGAUGAAGGUGCUGAUCGGGCUCUCGGGCCUGUACGCCAUGCGCCCGCCGCGGUUCCGCAGCAGGAUGCCGUCCCUGCUCAUGAACUUCUUCCGGAGGCUGCCUUCCAAGGCCGACAUCCUGCUCUGAUCCUUGGUAGCAACCACUGCAGCUGCAAAAUGGGUAACUAACCAUGUGGCCGAUUCAGUUAUUGGUUAUGUUGGCUGGAAGGGAAUGAUGCUCUAGCAAGAAACAAACUUGUUGUUUGUUCGCCGAAGAUGGUGGUGUCUGGUUUGAUUGUGUCUUACCUUAAUUUCUGUUAGUGAUUAGAUAAUGCAUGCUGCUGCUCGGCAUUGCACCUUGUAGUAACAGCAGUAGUAGCAGAAGACGACUUUCAGUAGCUAGCAUAGCAGCCCAGUGGUGCUGUUCUUGUAGUCCCAGUUUAAGUUGUGCAAAGACUGAGUUCAGUAGAUGGAAUCUAUGCGACGACGACGA
Molecule: messenger RNA, 3789 nt
Organism: Lolium perenne
Lineage: Eukaryota; Viridiplantae; Streptophyta; Magnoliopsida; Poales; Poaceae
Source: RefSeq, a predicted model, not a curated record